AUGAUUCAGCACUUGAUUGAGCGGUGUCUCGUUUUAGAAUUGAGUCAAGCCGAAUGCAUUGUGAGUCUCGCCAGAAGUGCGAGGAUUAAGCCCGCCAUAACCCUUGCUGUGUGGAAUGCUCUCGAGAAAGAAAAUCCUGUUUUUUUUCGAGAGUACAACAAGAAAAGCUUUUCUCCGGCAGCGAGAAUGGCGAGCCGUCGGAGGAGAGUCGCCGCGGAAGAGGAGUACUCGGGCAAAAUACUGCAAUGUCUGGAGCUGUGGCGAAUCUCUUGA
This is a messenger RNA of Closterium sp. Yama58-4, 273 nucleotides long. The record is from the annotation of a GenBank genome assembly. Lineage: Eukaryota; Viridiplantae; Streptophyta; Zygnematophyceae; Desmidiales; Closteriaceae.